CGUGUAGUCGGUAAGUUUUGCCCCCGUGGUUUCCUUGGCAAUGGCCGCUGCCUUCUCUUUCCCCUUUGUGGGUCGAAGAGGGAUUUUGUGACCUCCUUCCCUGUCAGACUGAGAGAGUGUGGAGGCUGCUGCUCUUGGGCUGGGCCCGUGAUACCUCCCUUUGGAGCCUAGUGAAGAGACCCAUUGCUCCCCCUCUCCCCUUCUCCCCGCUCUCGCCCUAAGGACUGGUUCCGGAGGGAAGCAGAGAGCGCCCGGUCUUCCCGGAGGCCUUUGCUUUCCAGUGCCCCGAAGAUACGGGCCGUCGGCCUCUCUGGGGCAGGAGUUUUGUUUUGAGUGGUGGAGGGAGGAGGAAUUGUGCGGGGCAACCGCUGGUGGAAACAAGUGUCAGACGUUGAGUCGAGGGGACUUGGAUUCUUGACCGUCACUGUUCUGCGUGUGAUACCUCAGCGUGUGACCCGUCGCUCUUCUGAGCUUCAUCUCCCUAAUAUUACAUGCUUUGCUAAAACUCAACGGAUUGUUUCGAGGAUCAGAUUCAAUUCCAUUAACAUUUAUUCAGAGCCCUUGUGCAGAGCACGGCAUCCUCAAGGAAUCUUCAAGUGCUGGAAGAGACCUUAGAGAUAAUGAAGUCUGAACUCUUUAUUUUACAGAUGAGGAUGCUGAAGCUUAGAGAGGUUUAGUUAACUUUCUUAAGAAGAUGCCGAAGGUAAAAAGAAGCAGGAAAGCUCCUCCAGAUGGCUGGGAGCUAAUUGAACCAACAUUGGAUGAAUUAGAUCAGAAGAUGAGAGAAGCUGAAACUGAACCUCAUGAAGGAAAGAGGAAAGUGGAAUCUCUCUGGCCAAUCUUCCGGAUUCAUCACCAAAAAACACGAUAUAUUUUUGACCUAUUUUACAAGAGGAAAGCUAUAAGCAAAGAAUUAUAUGAGUACUGCAUUAAAGAAGGUUAUGCAGACAAAAACUUAAUUGCAAAGUGGAAAAAACAAGGCUAUGAAAAUUUGUGCUGCCUCCGUUGCAUCCAGACUCGGGACACCAAUUUUGGAACUAACUGUAUAUGUAGGGUUCCAAAAAGCAAGCUGGAAGUGGGACGGAUCAUCGAAUGUACCCACUGUGGCUGCCGAGGAUGCUCUGGUUGACAGGUCUCGGAGUGAUGGGCCCACAGAUUCCACUUCUAGCUUAUCAUUAUUGUUCAUCUCCACGAGUAGCUGUUAAAGUGAACACUUUCCCCUGGAUAACUCCUGCUCUCCAAAGCUACAACCUGCAAUUGGAGCAUGAUGGCAAAUAAAAGACUGUAUUAAUCAGUUGUAAUUACCUGUGAUUUUAAAAUAAAGCCUUUAACUAUUGGUAA
Messenger RNA from Monodelphis domestica (gray short-tailed opossum), 1341 nucleotides. RefSeq names its product BUD31 spliceosome associated protein (gene BUD31). Gene Ontology annotation, cellular component: nucleus; spliceosomal complex. The record is from RefSeq and is a predicted model, not a curated record. Gene Ontology annotation, biological process: mRNA splicing, via spliceosome. Lineage: Eukaryota; Metazoa; Chordata; Mammalia; Didelphimorphia; Didelphidae.